Tigriopus californicus is the source of this 1319-nucleotide messenger RNA. RefSeq names its product lysophosphatidylcholine acyltransferase-like (gene LPCAT). The record is from RefSeq and is a predicted model, not a curated record. NCBI's taxonomy places the organism in Eukaryota, Metazoa, Arthropoda, Copepoda, Harpacticoida, Harpacticidae.
GGAGGAGGAGGAGGAAGAGUGUCCAGUGGAUCCAUUCUCGCACAAGUUGGCCUUGACCCAAUGGGAUUGGAUCAAGGUGUGGAUUGGCACGGUGGUGCUAUUGCCAAUCCGAGCCGUGCUCCUAUUGACUGCUUGUGUAUUGUCCUGGAGUGUCUCAUCCAUGGCCUUGUACGGCUUAAGUGAAUACGAGAAGAGUUUCAGGCCUUUGAUGGGCUGGCGAAAGGUGUUGCGAGAUGUGUCGGGAUUCCUCGGCCGUGUUACCUUUCAUUUAUGUAGUUUCCAUGAAGUCAAGACCAAGGGUCGACGAGUUAGCCCUGCUGAGGCGCCCGUUCUUGUGGUAGCCCCUCAUACCACGUUCUUUGACGGGUUUACCGUGUUCUGGAGCGGCAUGCCGUACAUUGUGAGUCGCACGGAGAAUCGCAACAUUCCGUUACUAGGCAAGUGCAUUGAAUGCGUCCAAGCCCUGUUUGUGUCCAGAGAGGACCCGUUGUCGCGUCAAAAGACAGUUCAAGAGAUCAUCCGUCGCUCCGCAUCCAGUGACGAGUGGUCCCAACUCCUCAUCUUCCCCGAAGGCUCCACAUCCAAUGGUCAAGCGCUAAUGUCCUUCAAACCCGGGGCGUUUUACCCGGGCAAGCCCGUGCAACCCGUACUUAUUCGCUAUCCAAACCGCUUGGAUACCGUCACUUGGACGUGGAAUCAGACCCAUGGCGCGCUCAAAAUCAUGUGGCUGACCAUGAGCCAAUUGUUCAGCCAGGCCGAGCUCGAAUUCUUGCCCGUUUACACGCCCACGGACGAGGAAAAGGCCGAUCCCAAGUUAUUUGCCCGCAAUGUCCGCCAAGUGAUGGCCGAGGCCUUGGGCGUGCCCACCAGUAAUAUGACAUUCGAGGAAGUGAAAGCUCUGUACGGCAAAAAGUCGCGCCGGAAAUCUCGCAUCAAGAAGGACUAGCUAGGAAUAGGAAUCAUCUUCGAAUUGGUUAUACUCUUCGUUCUAUGAUAACGUGCUUGCUCUCUCCAAUGCUUAGUCAAAUAGGUUCUAGGGUGCUACUAAAUACAAAUACUCCCAUAUACCUACAUGUUAUAGAUCACUUCCCAUGCCACUUACCACUUGAUGUCCUCGGUGUGUCCCAAGUAAUGUCGCUGGGAGUGCUCUUCCGCGUUGAACAACACCACCACGGCCGCCACGAAGUAGACCAUCUCACCCGUGGGCAAGAGGUAGAGGUUGCAUCGAGCAUCGCGCCCACGAUAUCCGUACACCCAUUCCAGUUUGAGUUUCUGUGACGGAGCGGGUGAUACUUUCGAGAGCGAGUAGUGGUCAAUCA